This is a messenger RNA of Linderina pennispora, 1595 nucleotides long. Its product is annotated as RIO1-domain-containing protein. The annotation marks the transcript as partial. Gene Ontology annotation, cellular component: preribosome, small subunit precursor; cytosol. The record is from RefSeq and is a predicted model, not a curated record. The transcript is spliced from 2 exons. Lineage: Eukaryota; Fungi; Kickxellomycota; Kickxellomycetes; Kickxellales; Kickxellaceae. Gene Ontology annotation, molecular function: protein serine/threonine kinase activity; ATP binding. Gene Ontology annotation, biological process: maturation of SSU-rRNA.
GUAUCGCAAAACCACCAAACACUAUUUUUCAUUCUUGGCCAAGCAUGUCGACUAUUGAGAGCCAGGCGGACCAGUUCAACGAGGACGAGUACUACGACGAGUUCUCGAGCGAGUCCGACUACGAUGCGCAGAUCGCUGCCGACGACCUUCUCGGGUACACAGAGAACUGGGGCGAGAACGGCGGCGACUUCACCAAGCAGUACAACAAGAUGCGGCAGCAGGUGGUCCAGCAGCGGUCACAGCCAAAACAUACCGUGCCAGCCAAGGCAGCCGCGACGGCCGCGCAGGACGCCGGCAAGGCGGCCAAGCCGAGUAUCAGCGGCAACGUGAAUUUGAAGAGCGUGGAUCUGAGCAAGUACUCGAGCCGCAUCCACCUGGACGAAUUCACGAUGGGCAAGGACGCGAAUUCGGGGAGCCGCAAGGGCCAGGGGGCGGCCAACACGCCGCACAAGGACAAGGCAGACCGGGCGACGACGGAGCAGGUGCUGGACCCGCGCACACGCAUCAUUCUGUUCAAGCUCCUGAACCAGGGCGUGAUCUACGAGAUCAACGGGUGCAUCAGUACGGGAAAGGAGGCCAACGUGUACCACGCGGUAACCGAGUCGGGCGAGCACCGUGCAAUCAAAAUCUACAAGACGUCGAUUCUGAUCUUCAAGGACCGCGACCGCUAUGUGUCGGGCGAGUACCGGUUCCGGCACGGCUAUUCGAGACACAACCCGCGCAAGAUGGUCAAGGUGUGGGCAGAGAAGGAGAUGCGCAAUCUGAAGCGGCUGCACAACGCCGGGAUCCCGUCGCCGAACCCGAUCGUGCUCCGGCAGCACGUGCUGGUUAUGGACUUUUUGGGCUCAGCUGAGGGCUGGGCGUACCCGCGCCUCAAGGACGCCAAGAUCCCGCAGUCGCGGUUCCCGAUGCUCUACCUGCAGCUGGUGCGCGACAUGCGCAUCAUGUACCAUGUGUGCAAGCUCGUGCAUGCCGAUCUGAGCGAGUACAACAUCCUGUACCACGCAAAGCAGCUCUAUAUCAUUGAUGUCUCGCAGUCCGUCGAGCACGACCAUCCGUACGCUCUGGACUUUUUGCGGCACGACUGCAACAACGUGACCGAGUUCUUCCGCAAGCGCGGCAAUGUGCGUACCAUGUCGCUGCGCCGGCUGUUUGAGUUCAUUACUGACCAGGCUACCGGCAACACAAACGAGGAGAUUGAUGCAGAGCUGGAUCGGAUCCAGAGCGAGAUGGCUGAGAUCCCCGAUGAGGAGCUGGCCAAGCUCAGAGCCGACGACGAGGUGUUUAGGCAGUCGUAUAUCCCGCGCACGCUGGAGGAGGUUGUGGACUAUGUGCGUGAUGUGCACAAGAUCAAUGCCGGCGGACAGGAGGAUCUGAUCUAUUCCAAGCUCGAUGCUGUUGAGGAUGCUCCUGCGCAGAAGGAAAAGACGGGCCAAAAAGCGGAUGAUGGCGAGGGGCAAAAGGACGGCGAUGGUGACCACGACGACGAUGAUGAUAAUGACGAUGAUGAUGACGACGACGACGACAACGACAGCGAGUCUGAUGACGAGCCGCACCUAAAGGGCAAAAAGCAUGAGGACAAGGACGCCAAGCGU